Molecule: messenger RNA, 1996 nt
Organism: Canis lupus familiaris (dog)
Lineage: Eukaryota; Metazoa; Chordata; Mammalia; Carnivora; Canidae
Product: collagen alpha-1(I) chain-like
Exons: 5
Coding region: 1-1419 (472 amino acids)
Source: RefSeq, a predicted model, not a curated record
AUGGACGGGGCCCCCAAGGCCGGGCUGACGGGAGGGCGGCAGUCCCAGCAUGAGAGUAGUGGCAGUGCCACCACCGGGGCAGGGGGAGCAGGGAGGGGGCACAGGCGGGAGGAGGGCAGUGGGCUCCGUGUCCAGCGGGCCAAGGCCACGGCCAUGGACAGGCGGUCGGGGAGGCUGCGGGGGUUCAGGGGAUCCACACUUGGAGCAGUGGGAGCUGGAAGCGCUGGCAGCAGGUCACGGGAAGGGGUGCGAUCGCCCAGCAAGAGGGACGGGUACGGGGUUCUGGGGCAUCCCGGCCUGUCAGAGCAGGCAAAGGGCCGGCAGGCAGCCACCCGGAGGCCCCCGCCCCACGGGGCCGGGCCAGGUCUCUCGGCCCCACAUCCCGUCGAGGUGAUGGCAGCCGGGUCCUGGAACCCAUACCCAGCAUCCAAAGCGAGGGAGGUUGUGAAGGCAGGCGAGCGCCCCCUGCCCCGCGGUGCCCAAGGGUCACCCAGCACCCUCGCGGGUGCACGACUCCCACCUCCCGGCCCAGAUCCAAAGAACCCCAAGUCCAUCUUUCCAGAAAGGCAGAGCCUGGGCAGACGUCGGGCAGACGCCAAGUCACAACCAUCCUGCAGGCCGGCGGUUCUCCCCCACCUGCCGGCUCCACCUGGGUGCUCAGCUCAGGCCCCGACAGCCUCGGGUGGCGGCCAGGGGUGCCCAGGGUGGGAGCAGAGGCAGACAUGGGGACGGGGCGGCGCCCACGGGUGCCCCGAGCUGCCCCUUCUCUCCGGCGCCCCAGGGAGACAGCACGCUCACCCACCCAGUGCUCGGCAGGUCCCAGCACUAAAGCUGGACCGCGGCCCAGCGGAGGACGCGCAGCCCCAGGCUGGGGCGAAGGGCUGGCCCCUACCUGCCCACCAGGUGAGCCGUGGAGGAGCCAAGAGGAAAGCAGGCCCUGGAGUUGUCCUCAGGGACACAAGGUGGACAACGGGAGGGGAGCAGGCUGCAUCCGCCCCCAGGUCAAUCCUGCGCGCCACGCUCCCACCCUCGAGGAACACGAGCGCCUCUCCGUGUGCACCCACCGUCCCCGGUCGGGCCCCUGACCCCAGGCGACCCACCCAGCCUGCUCACCUGGCCUGGGCCUCGGCACAGGAGCCCCGGGCACCCACGCAGGGAAGGGACUCGGCCAACCUUGGGCUCACACGUGUCGGGGGAGCGGGCGGGUGGGCUGCUGGCUGGGAAGACUGGCUCCUGGGGGAAAGGUGGCCGGGAGGUGCGGGGUGGGGGGCCCCAGGGUGUGACACGGUGACCGUGGGUGCAGGUGGCAGGUCGGGGUCUCCCCACGCUGAAAACCUCCCCCUCACGCGUCAGCCCAGGCCCCCGCCCCCCCGUCAGGCAAGUGACCUCGCUCUGGUACAGGAAAACGAGGUCACCUGAAAGGCCCACGUACGAUCGGCCUCCAGCGUCCUGCGUCCCCACCCGAGGCAUCCCCCACGCCCCCCAGCCCUUCUACCUGCCACCCCCACUCCCGCGGUAAAGCUGGUGACAAAACAAGUGUCUCUGUUCACACUUGGUUGUUUUUUAAGUUACUGCGUUCACACCUUGGACUCAGCACCUGUUCCCGUCCAACCCCCACGUACCCUAAAAAGCCAGGGGCCCCUCCCCAGACUCAGACACAGACACCCACUCUCUCCUCUGGCGGGGUCAGGGGAGCGGGAGCUCUCUGGUGAAAGUGGGGGUCCCAGGGAUGUUUUGGGGGUUGCCGGGAAACAGUCCAGACCAUGAGGGCCAGGCCCCUCGGCAUCGCAAACAAGACCCCAUGGGCUGGAGUGACCAGAGCCCCCCCACCCCGUGUGAAGUGGCCCACAGACAGGAGGGGCCCCUGGAGAGGCUCCUGCCCCAGGCUCCAGAUCGGCUCCUGUCGGGGGACCCCAUCCUCUGGGAGCCCCCACCCGGCCGCGCCCUCGCAGGCGGACGUGAAGCCCGGGCCCGCCUUCAGGAGACAGGCCGAAUG